AUGGCGAUGAGCACUUUUCCUCCUCCCCCGGUUGAGACCCUAGAGUGGGAUCGACUGGGCCUGGCACCUAUGGACGUCAAUGGCCAUGUUGAAUCCGACUAUUCUGUCCACAGUGGCAAGUGGUCUGAACCUCGAUUCGUGAAAGAUCCGUUUCUCAAGAUCCACGGCCUCGCACCGGGGCUCAAUUACGGUCAGCAAGCAUUCGAGGGGAUGAAAGGUACGCCGUAUACGCUGCCAGGCCAGAUCCAGAUAUUCCGUCCAAAGGAGCACGCAGCCCGCCUGUCCUUGUCGUCCUCUACCAUCGCUAUUCCACCGAUUCCAGAGGAUAUCUUUCUUCGCGGGGUAAAUCUUGCCGUGGCGAGGAAUGCCGAAUAUGUUCCCCCACACGAGACAGAUGCUGCGUUAUACAUACGUCCCCUCGUCUUCGGGUCUGACGCCUUCUUUGCGGUCUCAGCGGGGACGGGCUACAAGUUCUGUGUCUACGUGCAGCCGUAUAAAGCCUACCAUGGCGUCCAUCCGCUCCCAGCCUUGAUCUUGGAGGAGUUCGACAGAGCAGCACCCAAAGGAGUCGGCCACGUCAAGGUUGGCGGCAAUUACGCUCCUGUGCUUAAAUGGAGCGAUCAGGCGCGCGCCGAAGGGUUCUUCUUGACGCUCCAUCUCGACAGUCGUCAUGGCUCCGAGAUCGAUGAGUUCAGCACAUCCGCCUUCAUUGGCCUAAAGAAAACCGGUGACUCUUAUACACUCGUCUCACCGAACAGCCGCUCGAUCCUAAAAAGUAUCACUAGCACGACUUGUCUAGAACUCGCCAAAUCGUUCGGAUGGAACGUAGAGAUCCGCCCGAUCUCGUACUCCGAACUCCCAUACUUCACCGAAGUCCUUGCUGUUGGGACCGCAGCCAUGAUACUCCCUGUCAAGUCAAUCACCCGCAAGUCAACCGGGGAUACCUUUGGAUUUGCGGCUGAUGGGCAGGGUGAGGGCUGCAAGAUGCUGUCAGGCGGCCUUUCGGAUGUUCAGAAGGGCAUAGUGAAGUCUGAUCCGGAGUGGCUUUGGCAGGUGUCCCCAGUCCCCGUUGUUGAUAGUUCGAGUAGUUAG
This is a messenger RNA of Microsporum canis CBS 113480, 1092 nucleotides long. RefSeq names its product branched-chain amino acid aminotransferase. Lineage: Eukaryota; Fungi; Ascomycota; Eurotiomycetes; Onygenales; Arthrodermataceae. Bases 1 to 1092 code for a protein of 363 amino acids. The record is from RefSeq and is a predicted model, not a curated record. Gene Ontology annotation, molecular function: branched-chain-amino-acid:2-oxoglutarate transaminase activity. Gene Ontology annotation, biological process: branched-chain amino acid metabolic process. The transcript has 6 exons.